CCUCGCGCCUGCGCCGCGGGCGGAAGGUCGUCCCUGUGACCGGCUGAGCGUUUGAGAAGUAGUCGCCAUGUUGUCGGUGGCCGCCCGUUCGGGCCCAUUCGCGCCCGUUCUAUCGGCCACGUCCCGCGGGGUGGCGGGCGCGCUGCGGCCGCUGGUGCAGGCCUCGGUGCCCGCCACCCCGGAGCCUCCAGUGCUGGACGUGAAGCGGCCCUUCUUGUGCCGGGAGUCGCUGAGUGGCCAGGCCGCGAGCCGGCCUCUGGUCGCCUCCGUGGGCCUCAAUGCCCCUGCUUCCAUUCGUUAUUCCCACACAGACGUCAGAGUGCCUGACUUCUCUGACUAUCGGCGCGCUGAAGUGUUAGAUGGUACAAAGUCUUCAAAAGAGAGCAGUGAGGCUAGAAAAGGUUUCUCCUAUUUGAUAACCGCAACAACUAGUAUAGGUGUUGCAUAUGCUGCCAAGAAUGUCGUCUCGCAAUUUGUUUCCAGCAUGAGUGCUUCUGCUGAUGUGUUGGCCAUGUCGAAGAUCGAAAUCAAGCUAUCUGAUAUUCCGGAAGGCAAGAACAUGGCUUUCAAAUGGAGAGGAAAACCGCUGUUUGUGCGCCAUAGAACCAAGAAGGAAAUUGAGCAGGAGGCUGCAGUUGAAGUGUCCCAGUUGAGGGACCCACAGCAUGAUUUAGAUCGAGUAAAGAAACCUGAAUGGGUUAUCUUGAUAGGGGUUUGCACUCAUCUUGGUUGUGUACCCAUUGCAAAUGCAGGAGAUUUUGGUGGUUAUUACUGCCCUUGCCAUGGGUCACACUAUGAUGCUUCUGGCAGGAUCAGGAAGGGGCCUGCACCUCUCAACCUUGAAGUUCCCUCGUAUGAGUUCACCGGUGAUGACAUGGUGGUUGUUGGUUAGAGACCUGGACUCAAGUGCUAGGCUCCUUUCCGGCUUGUCACCUAAGAAGACUUAAAUAAGCAAGCCUUCUACAGUUAAGUUGAUUUGAAAUAUUUAAGAAUUGCUAAUAAUGUAUUUGCAAACAUUAACGUGAAGUAAAUUGAAUUUAAUGUUGAAUGCUUUCAAGCGUUCACCUAAUAAAGCCACUGUUAAACAUUGUUAAGCUCAAAGACUUAAAAAGUGCAGUUUCUUUGAUAGUUAACUCUAAUUAAAAAUUACAGGCUGGUGUAUAA
Mustela erminea (ermine) is the source of this 1164-nucleotide messenger RNA. Its product is annotated as cytochrome b-c1 complex subunit Rieske, mitochondrial. Gene Ontology annotation, molecular function: 2 iron, 2 sulfur cluster binding; quinol-cytochrome-c reductase activity. Bases 68 to 892 code for a protein of 274 amino acids. Gene Ontology annotation, cellular component: membrane. The record is from RefSeq and is a predicted model, not a curated record. Gene Ontology annotation, biological process: mitochondrial electron transport, ubiquinol to cytochrome c. Lineage: Eukaryota; Metazoa; Chordata; Mammalia; Carnivora; Mustelidae. The transcript has 2 exons.